CUAGAGAGAGAGAGAGAAAGGGAGGGAGAGGGCGACGAGCCUGCUACAAAGGCUUUUUCCCGUGAAGCGAAUGAAAUGCAGCUUCCCUUUCUAGCAGGGCAUCGCUUCCAAGGCAAGGAAAAACCCUAGAAUCUCUCUCUCAGCUGCUUUUUCCUCCAUCAAAUCCCUGAAAUCCAAACGAUUUCAGCUCUCAUUUCGAAAAUUCCGUCAUGAUUCUCCUCAGGUUUUAGAUUUCCUUCUUAGAGGAUCAAAUUCGAGCUCUCAUGGCAUCGAAACAAGCAUCAAGGUCGAAGAGGUCGAACUCGUCGGCCUCGAAAGGAGUAACUUCGCCUUCGUCUUCGACAACGUCAUCGUCAUCGAGGCAAAUUCUGGAUGCAUCGAUCGAUGGCCAGAUAUUGUCGGAGAGGAGCAAACCGCAGUACUUAUACACCGAGAAUGCGGCAUUAGAUGUCGAGAGGUCAAAGGAGAAUGUCACUGUUACGGUCCGGUUUCGGCCCCUCAGCCCACGUGAAAUUCGGCAAGGAGAUGAGAUUGCAUGGUACGCAGAUGGAGAUACUGUUUUGCGGAGCGAAUACAAUCCGUCAAUUGCAUAUGCCUAUGAUCGAGUGUUUGGCCCUACAACCACAACCCGUCAUGUGUAUGAUGUGGCUGCUCAACAUGUCAUUGGCGGUGCUAUGGAGGGUAUCAAUGGCACAAUCUUUGCAUAUGGGGUUACGAGCAGUGGGAAGACCCAUACGAUGCAUGGAGAUCAAAGGUCCCCUGGAAUUAUACCAUUGGCUGUGAAAGAUGCAUUCAGUAUCAUACAAGAGACUCCAAGCCGGGAGUUUCUUCUUCGUGUAUCAUAUUUGGAGAUCUAUAAUGAGGUUGUUAAUGACUUGCUUAAUCCAGCAGGUCAGAAUCUAAGAAUUAGGGAGGAUCUUCAGGGAACUUUUGUGGAGGGUAUAAAAGAAGAAGUUGUAUUAUCACCUGCUCAUGCGCUGUCCCUCAUAGCAGCCGGAGAAGAGCACAGACAUGUUGGUUCCAACAAUUUGAAUUUACUCAGCAGCAGGAGCCAUACAAUAUUUACACUGACAAUCGAGAGUAGCCCUUGUGGUGAAAACAGUGAAGGAGAAGCAGUUAAUUUGUCCCAGCUGAACCUCAUCGAUCUGGCAGGUUCUGAAAGCUCGAGGGCUGAAACUACGGGUCUACGACGAAAAGAGGGAGCCUACAUCAAUAAAAGCCUGCUAACUCUUGGAACUGUAAUUGCAAAAUUAACUGAUGGAAAAGCUACACAUAUACCGUACAGGGAUUCUAAACUAACUAGGCUCCUUCAGUCCUCUUUAAGUGGUCAUGGGCGUGUAUCUCUCAUUUGCACCGUCACUCCUUCAUCAAGCAAUUCGGAAGAAACACAUAACACAUUGAAGUUCGCUCACCGUGCGAAACACAUCGAGAUUCAAGCAUCACAAAAUAAAAUAAUUGAUGAGAAAUCUCUCAUCAAGAAGUACCAACAUGAGAUUCGUAGCUUAAAGGAAGAGCUUGAUCAUUUGAAAAGGGGUAUUGUGAUUGUGCCGCCAUUGAAAGAUGUUGGAGAAAAUGAUAUUUUUCUCCUAAAACAAAAGCUAGAGGAUGGUCAAGUCAAGCUGCAAUCAAGAUUGGAACAAGAAGAAGAAGCUAAAGCUGCUUUGCUGGGAAGGAUACAGCGACUGACAAAAUUAAUUUUGGUUUCUACAAAAACUACACAAUCAUCAAGAUUUCCUCAACGUCCUGGUCCAAGGAGAAGGCAUUCGUUUGGAGAAGAGGAGCUUGCAUACCUCCCUUACAAAAGGCGAGAUUUGAUCUUGGAUGAUGAAAACGUUGAUGGAUAUGCUUCAUUAGAAGGCAAUGGUGAAACUGUUGAUGAUUCUUUUAAGGAGAAGAAGGGCCGGAAGCAGGGCUUACUAAAUUGGUUCAAGCUGCGGAGACGCGAGAGUGGCUCGUCAACAUUGACUAGCAUUGAUGGGGAUAAGUCAAGCGAGACAAAAUCAGCUACCACACCUUCAACACCCAAAGCAGAGAGCAUCAACUGUCCUACAGAACCCAGGAUUUCUAAUUCUUUACUUACAGAGGGUACUCCUUCCAGAGAUCUUCUACUGGAGGUGGUACAGGACAGGGAAGUUCCUGAUGACAAGUUUUCUGGACAAGAGACGCCUUUGACUAGCAUAAAAAUGAUAGACCAUAUUGAUCUACUAAGAGAGCAACUAAAGAUUUUGUCUGGAGAAGUUGCACUCCAUUCAAGUGCUUUGAAGCGACUAUCGGAAGAAGCUACAAAUCAUCCGAAGAAGGAACAGAUACAAAUGGAGAUGAAGAAGCUAAAUGAUGAAAUCAAGCUGAAGAAUCAACAGAUAGCUUCCUUAGAAAAGCAGAUGGCCAGUUCCAUCACUACUCCAAAGAGAAAUCAGAACAGAACGGAUGCACCAGAUUUAUCUCCGUCUUAUGCUGAACUGAUGGAACAACUGAACGAGAAGUCAUUUGAACUCGAGGUCAAAACUGCAGAUAACAGAGUAAUCCAAGAGCAGCUGCACCAAAAGAUCUGUGAGUGUGAAGGAUUGCAGGAGACAGUUGCUUCCCUAAGACAACAGCUUUCUGCAGCACUGGAAUCAAGGGAUUCCAAUUCGACCAUUGGUCACUCACAACACUACACUGGGAGGACAAACAUUCUCAUGGAAUCGCACCUGAACGAAGAACAGGCAGUCCCAAGGAAUAUUGCUGAUGAGUUGCUUAUACAAACACAGGCAUCUGAGGUGGAAGAUAUGAAGCAGAAAGUAACCGAACUAACAGAAGCCAAAAACCAGCUAGAAGGCCGCAACCAGAAGCUGGCGGAGGAGAGCAAUUAUGCGAAAGGGCUGGCUUCUGCUGCGGCAGUGGAGCUCAAGGCGUUGUCUGAAGAAGUCGCAAAGCUCAUGAACCAAAAUGAGAGGCUGACAGCCGACUUGGCAGCACAGAAAUACUCCCCGCAGCGGAGAGCCAGCAGUGGCAGCGGGAGGAAUGGCAGAAGAGGAGACAGUCAUAUCAAGCGGCACGACCAAGGUGGGUCCCUUGUUGACGUCAAGAGAGAGCUGGCCGUGAGCCACGAGAGGGAGCUGUCGUACGAGGCUGCAUUGAUGGAAAAGGAGCAAAGGGAGGCAGAGCUGCAGAAGAGGGUGGAGGAAUCCAAGCAGCGGGAAGCAUAUCUUGAGAACGAGCUGGCCAACAUGUGGGUUCUUGUGGCACAGCUGAAGAAAUCUCAUGGAGCUGAUCCCGAUGGUUCUGAGUUGAUGAGUGGGUCCCAGGGAAUAGUAGAUUUUGAGAUGUUGAGAGAUCCAGUGGUGAAAAAUCGAGGAUGAAGGGGUCUAUGUUUGCGUCGGUGUGUCUCGCUGGCAGGUUUGAUGUAAGAAAUCCAUGAAUCUCAAUGUUUGUGGUUUCAUUCGAGUUAAGGUCUUUUUGGUUGGUUUUCAA
Magnolia sinica is the source of this 3453-nucleotide messenger RNA. Its product is annotated as kinesin-like protein KIN-7D, chloroplastic. The record is from RefSeq and is a predicted model, not a curated record. Lineage: Eukaryota; Viridiplantae; Streptophyta; Magnoliopsida; Magnoliales; Magnoliaceae. Gene Ontology annotation, biological process: microtubule-based movement. The transcript has 24 exons. Gene Ontology annotation, molecular function: microtubule binding; microtubule motor activity; ATP binding. Bases 264 to 3341 code for a protein of 1025 amino acids.